AUGCAGACAGAGGACGCCAGACAGCAGCGUGCUCAUGUCGAGUCAGGGGAUCUGGGUAAAGUCAUAUAUAUGCAUGAACACGAGGAUAGUAAAGGUGGCGUGAUACCGGAGCUUGACUCGCACGAAGCCACACCAGCAAACCCGACGCCGGUUACAUCUCGGUUCUCACCCUGGCAUGCCUGUGGCAAGGACUACAGCUCAUACUCAAAGGGGAUGAAUAAUAUGGCCGAUCUCUAUCUUGCUGGGGUGACCUGUCGUCUGGCACCUGGGGAUGAGGAUAUAGACUCCACGUUGGAUCAAUGGAAGGCAACAUUUGGAAUCGCAGGAAGUCGUGAUUACGUGCAAUUCACGAAUGUGAGUAUGCGCUUCUUACCUGGCAUGGAAGGACAAAGCGCGGGACUCAUGGAUAUUACCAUAGCUGUGCAGGGGGAGGAAAGGCUAAAAGAAACAUUCGAUAGAGCUAGAGAGCUCAACGUCCUGUCGGGAGACGGAUGGGUUGACAUGCUUGGAGUUAGGUGGCGGUUUGUCAAGAAGAGGAUGGGAGCAAACUGUAACUAG
This is a messenger RNA of Paracoccidioides brasiliensis Pb18, 558 nucleotides long. RefSeq lists its product as uncharacterized. The record is from RefSeq and is a predicted model, not a curated record. Bases 1 to 558 code for a protein of 185 amino acids. The transcript is spliced from 2 exons.